UGGGAGCAGCAGGGCCUUCGCUCCUCCCCACACUAGACUGCUCCGCCUCUCUUCCGUGGAGGAGGCCGGGCUCACACUCACUCACUCACUCACUCGCACUGCGCCACACUGCCUGCUGAUCAUUCCUUCCCUCCGCUCUGCCCGUCCUCCUCCCUGUCAGAGAGAGAAUCUCGCUCGCUCUGCAUUCCGCAGAGAAACAUCAUGGUACAGUCCAAGAAGAAGUUUCGCGGCGUCAGGCAGCGCCACUGGGGCUCCUGGGUCUCCGAGAUCAGGCAUCCUCUCCUGAAGAGGAGGGUGUGGUUGGGCACCUUUGAGACGGCGGAGGAGGCUGCGCGGGCGUACGAUGAGGCUGCCAUCCUGAUGAGCGGGCGCAACGCCAAGACCAACUUCCCCGUACCGAGGAGUGCCAACGGGGAGAUCAUCGUCGCCCCAGCAGCAGCAGCACGGGACAUUCGCGGUGGCGUUGGCUCGUCGUCCUCCGGGGCCGCCGGCGCCAGCAGCCUGUCACAGAUCCUCAGCGCCAAGCUCCGCAAGUGCUGCAAGACACCGUCCCCGUCCCUCACCUGCCUCCGCCUCGACACCGAGAAGUCCCACAUUGGCGUCUGGCAGAAGCGCGCGGGUGCCCGUGCCGACUCCAGCUGGGUCAUGACCGUCGAGCUCAACAAGGAGCCGGCCGCAGCGGCACCACCAACGCCCAGCGACAGCACGGUGUCGGCGACUCCUUCCUCGUCCACGUCCACGUCCACAACGGGCUCCCCACCGGAGGCAAUGGAGGACGAAGAGAGGAUCGCGCUGCAGAUGAUAGAGGAGCUGCUGAGCAGGAGCAGCCCGGCUUCGCCGUCACAUGGGCUGCUGCACGGUGAAGAAGGCAGCCUCCUCAUCUGAAGAAAAAUAUUGCACGGUUAAGAAAGUGUGAUCAGGUCACCAUCCCAGAUCAAGGAUCUGGUAGGGUGGUUGGCGCACAAGCAGUUAAGAUCAUUGCUCCACAUCGUAGGUACCAGCCGAGUAUCUCUCCAUUACGCACUACGUAAAAUCAAGCUUAGGAAACGAUUAAUUACUACUGUGUAUGUACGCGUGUGUGUGAAGCCCUGUGUAUUUAUAAAUUAAUCAAAGGCUUACUUGUAUGUAACUAAGUAUAUGCCGUCACCGUCAUGAUAGUCACACUAUGUAUCAACAUCAUCAGACUAUAUAGUACUACAUGAUUACGUAUA
This is a messenger RNA of Hordeum vulgare subsp. vulgare (domesticated barley), 1211 nucleotides long. RefSeq names its product ethylene-responsive transcription factor WIN1-like. Gene Ontology annotation, molecular function: DNA binding; DNA-binding transcription factor activity. The coding region runs from base 202 to 885 and encodes 227 amino acids. The record is from RefSeq and is a predicted model, not a curated record. NCBI's taxonomy places the organism in Eukaryota, Viridiplantae, Streptophyta, Magnoliopsida, Poales, Poaceae. The transcript has 2 exons. Gene Ontology annotation, biological process: regulation of DNA-templated transcription.